Molecule: messenger RNA, 1429 nt
Organism: Magnolia sinica
Lineage: Eukaryota; Viridiplantae; Streptophyta; Magnoliopsida; Magnoliales; Magnoliaceae
Product: PHD finger protein ALFIN-LIKE 4-like
Exons: 5
Coding region: 360-1121 (253 amino acids)
Biological process (GO): regulation of DNA-templated transcription
Cellular component (GO): nucleus
Molecular function (GO): transcription cis-regulatory region binding; histone binding; transcription coregulator activity
Source: RefSeq, a predicted model, not a curated record
CCACCAUAGAGCGUCAACGAACCAAAGACUAAUUCAUUGCGCAACGAACCUUAAAACGCUCCUCCUCCAUGAGGACGGAAAUCAAGCUCUUUCCUUCUCUUCUCUAGUUGCAGAGAAGCAAAGCAAAAUAACAGAAAAACGCUUCAAAAAAUACCAAUCCCGCUCUCAAAAUUCGAAGAUUCCAACCCCUCUUUUCUCUCCUUCCCUUUUAGGGCUUCCAAAGCAAAACCCUAAUCUCUCUCUUUCUCUCUCUCACAACACUUCAGAACACCAAAGCUCUCUCUCUCUCUCUCUCUCUCUCUCUCUCUCCCAUUCCGAAACGCCAUUAAAGCUCCAGAUACAUCUGUGUUUUGUCGCUUAUGGAAGGAGCGUCGUACAAUCCUCGAACGGUCGAGGAGGUUUUCAAGGACUUCAAAGGCCGGAGGGCCGGCAUGAUCAAAGCUCUCACCUCUGACGUCGAGAGUUUUUAUCAGCAAUGCGACCCCGAUAAAGAGAACUUGUGUUUGUAUGGGCUUCCAAAUGAAACUUGGGAAGUUAACCUGCCUGCUGAGGAGGUACCUCCUGAGCUUCCUGAGCCAGCACUCGGAAUAAAUUUUGCUCGGGAUGGGAUGCAAGAGAAGGACUGGCUAUCACUAGUUGCAGUUCACAGCGAUGCCUGGUCACUUGCUGUAGCAUUCUACUUUGGUGCACGCUUUGGAUUCGACAAACAUGACAGGAAGAGGCUCUUCCAAAUGAUGAAUGAACUUCCCACCAUAUUUGAGAUUGUGACUGGGACUGCCAAAAAGCAACCAAGGGAGAAACCAUCAGCCACCCCCAACAGCAGCAGCAAGAGCAAGUCAAGCUCGAAGACGCAACCGAAACCAUCAGACUCUCAAACAAAGCCAUUGAAAAUGCAGCCCCCAAAGGAAGAUGAGGACAGCAGGGACGAAGAGGAGGAAGAGCAAGGGUUGACACUGUGCGGAGCAUGCGGCGAGAACUAUGCAAACGACGAGUUCUGGAUCUGCUGCGACAUAUGUGAGAGAUGGUUCCAUGGCAAGUGCGUUAAAAUAACUCCUGCCAGGGCUGAGCAUAUCAAGCAGUACAAGUGCCCCGCUUGCAGUAACAAGAGGGCAAGAGUCUAGAAAGGCAAUCGGGCAGUUGGAAAGAUAGGUUCAGGAGUUUGGGAAACCCAUAUAGAUAGGUUUUGAAAGUUUGGGCACCAUCUCAGAAGCAGGGAGUAAGUUGUGAAUGAUACGCAGGCGCAAGUCGGGAUUUUGGUAUUUAGACUUUUUUUUUUCUCUCUGUGUCCUCAGUCGUAUAUAUUCUUGGAAAUCAUGGUGUCUUUGAAGUCUUAACAACAGCUAGGUAGAACGUGGCUACGUGUUUACCUUGACUAUCUAUUCCAUAUAUUUAUAUAAAGCAAUCAUGUUGCUCUGUGAAACAUUUCUUA